Molecule: messenger RNA, 1506 nt
Organism: Acaulospora morrowiae
Lineage: Eukaryota; Fungi; Glomeromycota; Glomeromycetes; Diversisporales; Acaulosporaceae
Source: the annotation of a GenBank genome assembly
AUGUUGCCCGUAGAAAUAUUCCGUCUCGUUUUUGGGCUACUUUCACAUGACAAGAACUUCUUGCACUCGUGUCUUUUGGUAGAUCGAACUUGGUCUGAAAGUGUUGUCUCUAUUCUAUGGAGGGAUCCUUUUCGGUUUUUGCAGAAACCUUCGGCGCAACUCAUUCAAACAUACAUUUUGUGUCUGAACGACAUCGAUCGAGCAAAAUUGCAGGAACUGGGAAUUACUUUUGAAAAUGAGGCCUCGUACAAACCCUUCUUUGAUUACGUGAUAUUCUUACGACACCUCAAUUACAUUGACUUUUACGAGUCAUCUCAAGCUUGGUUAAAGGAGAUCUUGGGAGAGCAAGAAAAACAUGAUUCCAAAGCAUUUUUGGUGGUUGAAAAAUUGCUCCGACUUUUCAUGGAACGAUGUCCAACGAUUCUAUCGAUGAAUAUCAACACCGAGGGAUUGUAUCCACCUGAAAACACCGACUGCGUGUCGAUACCUUGUUUUCCUGGUGCCGACAAAUGUUUAAAACAAUUGCAGGAAUUUAUGUUUUGUGGAAAUUAUCAAAAGAAGAAAAUUUUUACAACCAUGUCAAGAUCGUGCCGAAAUAUUCGGAAACUAACAGUGGACUAUUUCUUGGACGACAUCAACACUGCGGCACCUUGUGAAUUAGCUCGUCUUAUUGAAAAUCAACACGCUUUGAUUGAAUUCAAACUUAUAUUGUAUUCCCGUUUUUUGAAAAAGAUUGUACCGGCUUUGAAGAGCCAAGCAAAAACAUUAAUCAACGUAGAAUUUCGAGGCAUUCGUUUUGAUAACGAAAUUACAUUUGAACCACUUGUAGCUUGUACUAAUUUAGAAUCCAUAACCUUUUACAAUUGUGACAACGUCACAAAUGAAUCAUUAGACCCUUUAUCUACUGGCUAUUUUCCUAAACUUCGAAAAAUAGUAUUUAUCAUACUUCACACACCACCCAAGGCAUUGGCGGCUUUCGUUUGUAACAAUAGUGCUACCCUGAAGGAUUUAUCAUUGGAAUGGCCACCACUUGGCGAUUCCCAAAACGAUCCACAAAUUAUUGAGGAAAUUAUAGAGCACUGUCCGAACAUAAUCAAAUUUGAAGCUCAUUUAAAAACAUCGCAAUUGUUCUCACUUUUGAGCGCAUUUUCUCGAUUGGAGAAUUUGACGGUUCGCGGUAGGGAACCAUUGUUCGCUGAUGGAUUUUUGCCCCAACUUGGCCAAGUAGUUCCGCCAAAAUUACGUGUGUUAAAUAUCUGCGCCAUUUGGUCAUUUAAUCCAGAAUCUUUAAAACAAUUUCUUGACCAUUGUGUCGCUCCACUAGAGUAUAUAGGAAUUCGUGAGUGUUAUGCCAUAACCGAUGAACAUCUGGACAUUCUGGCAGAAUACGCCGAGAAAGGGUCGUUAAAACAUCUGGAUAUUAAAGUUGCGACCAGAAUCACAAGGGAAGGAUUGACAAACGCACUCAGAGUGAUCGAUCAGAUUGAUCACAGUGUGGCAUCUUAG